This is a messenger RNA of Solea senegalensis (Senegalese sole), 1954 nucleotides long. RefSeq names its product acetyl-CoA acetyltransferase 2 (gene acat2). Bases 127 to 1314 code for a protein of 395 amino acids. The transcript has 9 exons. Lineage: Eukaryota; Metazoa; Chordata; Actinopteri; Pleuronectiformes; Soleidae. Gene Ontology annotation, biological process: fatty acid beta-oxidation. Gene Ontology annotation, molecular function: acetyl-CoA C-acetyltransferase activity. The record is from RefSeq and is a predicted model, not a curated record.
GCAGCCCGCGGUGUCAGACAGAGACACACAGACAGACACAGGCAGUGUCAACAGACCAGAGUUCAGUGUGUGGACAGACACGAACAGGAACAACAGCGCCUCAAACUCCAAACCUCAGCCUUCACCAUGAACACCGAGCCUGUCGUUAUCGUCUCUGCUGCGCGGACACCAAUCGGGUGUUUGAACGGCGCUCUGUCCUCGGUGCCUGUGCAUGACCUGUGCUCGGUGGUGAUCAAGGACGUUCUGAAGCGGGCCAAUGUGAAGCCAGAGGAGGUUUCUGAGGUUAUCAUGGGACACGUCUUAACAGCAGGUCAUGGGCAGAACCCAGCGCGUCAGGCCAGCGUCGCAGCAGGUAUUCCCUACCUUGUUCCUGCGUGGAGCUGCCAGAUGGUGUGUGGCUCUGGGCUGAAGUCUGUGUGUCUGGGAGCUCAGUCCAUCCAGGUUGGAGAUGCCUCUGUGGUGGUGGCGGGAGGCAUGGAGAGCAUGAGCAGGGCUCCUCAUACACUGCAAAUGAGAACGGGAGUGAAGAUGGGCGACGCCUCCCUGCAGGACUCCAUGGUGACGGACGGGCUGACAGAUGCUUUUCAUGGCUACCACAUGGGCAUCACAGCGGAGAAUGUGGCGAAGCAGUGGGGCGUCAGUCGAGAGGAGCAGGACCGCUUCGCCGUCCAGUCCCAGAACAAGACGGAGACUGCACAGAAAGCGGGACACUUUGAUCAGGAGAUCGUCCCCGUCGCAGUGCCUUCCAGAAAAGGUCCAGUGGAGGUGAAGGUGGACGAGUUCCCUCGUCACGGCAGCAACAUGGACAGCAUGUCCAAACUCAGAACCUGCUUCAUCAAGGACAGCAGUGGCACCGUCACAGCUGGAAACGCCUCAGGUAUAAAUGACGGAGCAGCUGCAACUGUCUUAAUGAGCCAGUCCGAGGCUGAGAGGCGUGGCAUCAAACCAAUGGCCAAAAUUGUGUCAUGGGCUCAAGCUGGUCUUGACCCAUCUGUCAUGGGAGCUGGCCCCAUACCGGCCAUCAGGAAAGCGGUUGAGAAAGCAGGCUGGCAGCUGGACCAAGUGGACUUAUUUGAGAUCAAUGAAGCGUUUGCUGCCCAGUCUGUGGCUGUGGUCAAAGAGCUUGGUCUGAAUGCAGACAAGGUGAAUGUGACCGGCGGUGCCAUUUCUCUGGGUCAUCCCAUUGGAACGUCCGGCUGCAGAGUGCUGGUGACGCUGCUGCACAACCUGCAGAGGACAGGAGGCCGAAAAGGAGUGGCAUCCCUGUGCAUCGGAGGAGGAAUGGGCAUCGCCAUGUGCGUGGAGAGAGUCUGAGAUGAACCUGACGCUGCUUCGCCGGACUGCACUUGUCUCUUUCAUCUUAAUAGAUAAGGGGGUAUAUUGAAACUCAUCGUUUACGCUGCGGUAUAGGAUUUAAAAUACUAAAUGUUUACAUGGGGUUUGUCCUGUCUGUGUAUUUAAGGCUAAAGGGAUUUUUAUGUUAUAAAGACCUUAUUAUUCUCACUGUGAACUCAUUAGAAAUUUCUCAGGUAGUAGCUGUGACACACAACUUAAUGUUAGUUGACCCAAAUCCAUUAUUCUUGUCUCUGACUGUCAGUUACAUGUUGAAUAGCAGUGGGAAUUUCCUUUAAAACCAGCUGUCCUCAUUUACCUGCUUUAGUGACACUAACACUGUAAAGGCAGAGAUUUUAGAUCUUGGUAGAAACAGGCUGCUAUUUCUAACUUGGUGUAAUUUAUCAAUUAAGAAUCUUUCAAUCGAUUUUGCUUAACAUUCCGAUGACGUGUACCUUUAUCUGAUCAAUUGUGCUGAAAAUCCUUGAAUUCAAGCUAAGUGCCAUAUGGUUGGGUUUGCUUGCCUUCUCUAACCCAGUGCUUCCUGUAAACAGCCAGAUGUUUGUGACAAUGUUUUCCAUCACCUAUCUGUUAAAAACAUCAGUAAAGAAUUAAAGCCAUA